This is a messenger RNA of Echinostoma caproni, 372 nucleotides long. Lineage: Eukaryota; Metazoa; Platyhelminthes; Trematoda; Plagiorchiida; Echinostomatidae. The record is from the annotation of a GenBank genome assembly.
AUGGCCACUACCCUCACGGAAACUGAAGAUCCUGUUCAACGUCAGGAAGGAAUGGAAAUAUUGAGGUCACUUGUCUUAAAGGAAUAUGAACCAGUUAAAGUGCACUUCGCCUUGGCCAUGCUCGAGACUGAUAACAAGCAAUUCGAAUCGGCCGUUCAGCAUUAUCGUGCGGUCCUCCAGUUAUUCGAGAAAGCGACCGUUUUGGCACCGACAAACGUCCAGGCGAAGCACAAUCUUUGUGUUGCUUUGGCAGAUGACGGACAAUUGGAAGCAAGUGAAAAGUGUCUGUUGUCCGCAAUCGAUCUAGCUCCUGCAGAGCAGUAUCUACACGAACAUUUGGCAAUUGUACGCAAACGGAUGUCUCUCACGUAA